Molecule: messenger RNA, 3496 nt
Organism: Acromyrmex echinatior (Panamanian leafcutter ant)
Lineage: Eukaryota; Metazoa; Arthropoda; Insecta; Hymenoptera; Formicidae
Product: Organic anion transporting polypeptide 33Eb
Biological process (GO): transmembrane transport; sodium-independent organic anion transport
Cellular component (GO): basolateral plasma membrane
Molecular function (GO): protein binding
Source: RefSeq, a predicted model, not a curated record
UAGUGCCGAGCCUGUGCGCCCACGUUAAACGUUUACGUUUCUUUCCCGUAACGAUAGAGGUGAAAAAACGGAAAAUGAGCCUAUCAAAGGGUGAAUAUACACAAGAUGUUAUUACCAUUUAAACCUGUCUCAAAGGUGAAUUAUUAACAUAAAAAGAUAUCGAACUUUAUCAUCAAGUGCAAAACCGAAACGAAUCUGAAUAAACAAAAAUGACAGUCCGUUUUCCUGAAGUAAUAAGAAGCAGAUCGGAAGUGGAAGGCGGUUUGGCAGGACCAGCGAAUCCAAUACCUAGUCAAUCAAUCGAUUGCGGCUGCGGACAAAUGCAAUGUCCAAAGCUAGCGAAAUUUGCAACGCGAAAACUCUUCGUGGGACUGAUUUGUUGGAUCGGUGUAGUGCAAGCUGCAUCAUAUGCUUACUUUCACGUCACAGGGUCCACGAUAGCUAGAAGAUUUCAAAUCGAUCCGUAUAUAAUGGAUUGGAUUCUCGUUACAGCAGAAUUAACACCUAUUGUACUAGGAUUAGUGAUAGCAUAUUGGGGUGACAAAAUACACAGAGCUUCAUGGAUAGGAGCAUUGACUCUUUUACAAAGUGUCGCGCAUUUCGUUUUAAUAAUACCUCAUUUAACACAUCGCGUUCGUGUAAUCGAGGAAACGCAAAAUGUUACUCAUAUGUCAUUGUAUGCGGAUGAUAGUCCAGAAUUAUGUACUCCUGUAUUAUCGAGGAUCAUCUUAGAAGAAGAACCCUGCUAUAUUACUAUGGUUAUAAUAAUCCUAGUGUUAAUCGUAAGCGGAAUGUCAAAUAUCACAUAUUAUGCGCUAGGAAUUUCUUACUUAGAUGAUAAUACAAAAAGAAAGCAUGUGACCGGUUUCAUUGGUAUAAUAAUCGCUGUUAAAAUCACGGGGAUUGUUCUCGGGUACCUUUUGGGUUGGGGAUGCUUGCGGAUAGACGCGGAAGAUUUUAGUGUUGUGAAUUCAUAUCGAGAUCAAAUCGGAGCGUGGUGGCUUGGAUUCCCAAUUCUCUCCAUAUUAUUGGUGAUUCCUGGCUUGCUACUUUCAUGGUUCCCAAGAAGAUUACCUUCAGAAGUUGUCGAACAAGCCGCAGCUUCACUUCUUGAUCGAGCUGCGAUUCGUAAUCGAGCACCGCACAGAACAACCAGUCAAAAGGUCGGCAAUCCCGAUUUUUGGCCGUCAUUAUGCAGAUUGUUUACUAACAGAAUUUUAAUUUGCAACAUUCUGGCGACAGCAUUCAGUGCCAUGGCUCUUUUAAAUUUUAUGACGCUCGAGAAUAUCUUUUUAGAGUCCAGAUUUCUCAUACCUAGACCGACAGGAAUGCUCCGUGGAUUUGACGAUCCUCUGCCUUCCAGGCUAGUUACCAAUAUUGGAAGACCUAUUCUGAUUGGACUCGUUAUAAUCAUUAGUGGCUUAGUGUUAGCCAAGGCAAAGCCACGAGCGAGAUUUAUUAUUGGUUACAGUUUCAUUAUCGUGUUUCUGAUAAUUGCGAUUAUCAUCGGACUAAUCUUUGCUACUUGCGAUAAAUCGUCUGUCGUCAAUUUAGAAAAAAGCUCCGACACCUUGUUGAGAUAUUGCAACAAAGACUGUCGUUGCUCUAAGGACGCCGAUUUUCGACCGAUUUGCGAUAGUUCGGGAGAGUUUACGUAUUAUAAUCCUUGUUACGCCGGCUGCUCUACAAUCAUUUACGUCGACGACGUAAAGAUUUAUAGCGGUUGCAACUGCGUGGAGGAAAUGACAGAGUGGGGUAAUGACCAAGCGAAAGAUGGCCCGUGCGAUUCGAGUAAAUGUCAGGUUGGCUGGAUGGUAUUUGAGUUUGGAUCUUUAUUGGCGUAUACUUUAAUCGCUUCCACUUUUGUAGGAGAUAUAUUGGUCAAUAUAAGAUCUGUCUACAAACAAGAUAAAGCUAUCAGCAUAGGUUUCUGGAUGAUGUGGGUUGCAGUAUUUGUUUAUAUUCCUGGCAAAAUUGUUUAUGAAUUCGUCUCGAAUCAGAUGUGUCAAUAUUGGGGCAGUCAAAAGACAAUUUGUCAUUUACAUAAUUCCGAAAAACUCGGGGAUUACUUGUGUUAUUUGACAAUACUAUUUUUAUCACUUUGCAUUUUACUUAAAAUUGUUGUUUGGUUUUUCUGCAAGAAUUUACAGUUAUACGAAGAAGUUGAAACGAAAGAUCAAGAAAAUAUUGAGCUACAAGAAAUGUACGAACCAGCAUUAAUAACCGAGCUACUCGAAACGUCAAAUAACAAUAAUGAUGAAAUGAGAGAAGUGGAGGCAGUUGUUGAACCAGAGCUUGCAGAGACAAGAACAGCACCGGAGACAAUUCAAACAAAACCGGAGGAAAAUUCAGCGAAGAAAGAGGAAAAUACUCAAAAGAGCGCACCUGUGAAGUUGAACGGCAUGAUGGUUCCAUACAAUCGUCGACCGGAUUCAAAUCCUCCGACAAAUCACAAUUCGCAAUCAUCGAUCCGUAAUCUCGACUCUGAUGAUGAAUUAGACAGUUCGAGCGAUGAGAGUAAGAAACGAUCCAAUAUUCAAGUCGCUUAUACACCGUUGGAACUCGAUUCUGAUGUCGAGAGCGAUCUCGGCAGCGUUGGUCCUAGAUCAAGAAAGCGCAUUCCGAGCAAAGAUUACGAUCAAACUGAAGACGAGAAAGAUCACCCCUCAUCCAGAAAAUCAUCCCUAAAGCGCCAAUUUCCAAAUCCCGAUCAUUACGAAGAUCCACGAAGAAGUCGAAUUUCUAGAUUCAAGAAUCCGACUGGUUAUCAGGACGAUUCUUCGAAGACAAACAGUUCCAAGUUCGCGAAGAAGGGUCAAGAGAGCGAAGUACCUAAACAGGGAAACUUCAAUGAAGUUGGCAUACCGAUAGUGAAUCAGUUUCCAGACAGGAAAGGCAACUUGGGCAGUACCAAUACGGCGCACUUGAGUGACGUGAAGUCAUUGAUCGAUCGAUACGAGCAAAACGCGAGUCAGGAAACUCUAAACGAAGAUCGGUUAUCAGAGAAGUCGACAGAGGAUAUGAGAAGUAGACCAGAGAGCAAGAUAGGUAUACCUCUGGUAGCUAUGGUUCCCAGUAGGUCAUCCUCUCGAGGACAAUCCUCUUCAGGCUUUAGUAGCUUACCAGAUAUACAGGAUAAGAAUUCUGAUCCACGUUCGGAAAGACUUGAGACUCCCAGUCCGAAAAAUGUCGCUAAAGGUAGCAAAGUACCUCGUCAAACCGAUCUUUAGAAUUAGAGAUCUAAUCUAAACGUGAUAGAUAACGCAUAACAUGUGAAAAUCGUACGAUGCGGAGGAAUUUAUGGAGGAAUGAAUAUAUUCAUUUGUACAAUGGAAGCACUAUCACGAUAAAUUUAUAUCUGCUAGCGAUAAGAGGUCCCAAUUUCAAAAAUACAUAACACUACACAAUAUUAUCUCUGACACCUGUCACACUUAAGAUAUAAAAUCAUUGAUUUAACUUCGUGUUUUGAUAGAUGAACAGUAAAAUUUGACGUAUA